Messenger RNA from Eimeria tenella, 396 nucleotides. RefSeq lists its product as uncharacterized. Bases 1 to 396 code for a protein of 131 amino acids. The record is from RefSeq and is a predicted model, not a curated record. The transcript has a single exon. Gene Ontology annotation, molecular function: nucleic acid binding. NCBI's taxonomy places the organism in Eukaryota, Apicomplexa, Conoidasida, Eucoccidiorida, Eimeriidae.
AUGCUACGCACGUACAUCCAGGCAGAUGAGAGGGAGUUGGAAGGCCUGCUGCCUGCCUUGGAGCUAGCGUAUAACACCACCAGUCAUUCCUCUACUGAGCUUUCCCCCUUCGAAAUCAUGAUUGCGGAGAAUCCCUUAACCGCAGCGGACCUCGACAUUGUUGGUGCUUUGGCUCCUACGCUCACUCCCCUUAUGACUAAACUCUUCCGGCAGCUCUGCGAUCGCGCACGAGCCACAUCAUCCAGGCAAAGUGGCGUCAGAAAUACUACGCUGACGCCCGCCGCAGGGCUGUGGAGUAUAAGGUGGGCGACCAAGUCUGGCUUAGUGACAAACACUUACCUGCUCUUAACCAUUGUUCUAAGUUUGAACCUAAAUACCGUGGGCCCUUCACAGUGA